Messenger RNA from Ciona intestinalis (vase tunicate), 1513 nucleotides. Lineage: Eukaryota; Metazoa; Chordata; Ascidiacea; Phlebobranchia; Cionidae. The record is from RefSeq and is a predicted model, not a curated record.
CGAUAACUGGGAAACGUUUGCGAGAUUAGAAAGGGUUGUGAUGAAAAGAUCCCACUAGUCUAACGCUGAGAUAGUUUAUAGACAGAAAACCUGGGACCUGGGGUGUGGGUUUAUUACCCUAAUACCCAGAGUGCUACCAUCUAGACCCAACGGAGGUAGUUUAUUUAUAGACACUCCAUAAUAGAGAUCCAAGAGUUCCACAUUAGUGGUAACUCUGUGGUCACUAAUAGUUUUAAUUUGUCAGCACUAUAGAAAUAUAAUUUAAAGGCAUACUUUCAGCUGUUUUGAAUUCACCAAUACAUAAGUCCUUGGGUGUUUUAAUAAAUAGUGCCCACAUUAAGUUGCAAAGUGAAAUUGGUGACGUAUGAUUCUUGAGUUUUUCUACAGUUACAGAAAAUAUACGAUACCUUAAUUUGUACAGUUGCAGUUAUAAUGAAGAAUUGGCUGCUUUUCGUUGUUUCUUUCUGUUUGGUUGUGAUAUGCAAAGGACAAGUUACCUGGCAACAACUUGGUUCGAACGAGUAUUAUAUAUACACUGGUGUGGGGGUUAACUACUCAGCUGCAGUUAGUGCGUGUCAUUCAAUGGGCGCUACACUUGCUCGAAUUAAAACUAAACAAGUUCAAGAUUUUGUGAUGGAGAAGAUAACAUUGAGUCCAAGUGUCACGUUGAUGGAUUUCUACAUUGGGUUGAAACGAUUCAAUUCAAGUUCAACAGGAUUCCAGUGGAAUGACGGAACGAUGGUGACGUCAGGUUAUACGAAAUGGGCUAUUGAUGAACCAAAUAAUAUGGGUGGAAAUGAAAAUUGCGUCCAGCUGUAUUAUUCAUGGAAUGGCGUAUGGAACGAUGUACCUUGUUCAUGGAAUAGGCGAUACAUAUGUGAACGUAGAUUAGAAAAAGACACAACGACUCAACAACAAAUAAUAACAGACACACAGACUACAGACAAAACAACAACAGACACACAGAUGGCCUUCACAACAACAACAAACAACGAUCCACUAGAACAGAUGAAGACAUGUGAAUUCUCAAUAAUCCAUGUCGUCAUGUCCUUAUUAGGAAGUAUUGUUGGAACGAGUGUCGUAUUUAUUAUUGGAAUCUGGAUUUACUGUAAGAAACGAAGAAACAAUUACGUCACUGUACCCCCUCCCCCAAAACAAGAGCUGCAUCUUGAACCAACACGUCAAUACUAUGACAUCACAAACGAACGGAAUCAAGCGCAGCAUGACGUAACUACACCCCCUCCCCCACAACAAGGGGAGUAUCUUGAACCGAUACGUCACGACUCCAACGAUGGUUACGUCACAUUUGAAUCGAACCGAUAGACGAGUGACGUGUCGAAACACGUGAUAUUUAUGAAUAACUCCACGUAUCUAACUCAUCAAUAUUUGUUUAUUUUAUAAAAGUUAAACCUUCUAACUUUAUCUUUCACCGUUUAUUUUGCUUGUACAGUUCCGCGUUAUACAAAGUGUUUUUUUUUAACCCCGGGCGCAGUAAAAACAACCUACACUGUGU